CCGAAACCAGUGUCGAAGCCUGAACUCAGGGGAGUUGUGCAGCUUCAUUCACGUCAAACAUCGACUUCGAGCUGCGAAUAGAGCGCUGUACUCCACGCCCGUCCAUCCGAAAAUGCCUCCAACUGCAGAGACUACUCAACUGCGCGUCGACCCGUCGCUCCUGCAAACGGUGAACGACGUUCUGCACACUAAUGACGGCGAUACAGUGCUAUUCAGCUCGGAGUCCGUGGGUGAAGGACAUCCCGAUAAGAUGUGCGAUCAGAUCUCUGACGCUAUCUUGGAUGCCCAUCUCAAAAUCGAUCCGCACGCCAAGGUGGCGUGCGAAACCAUCACCAAGACCGGCAUGGUGAUGGUUUUCGGGGAGAUAACUUCCAAAGCGGUUGUCGACUAUCAGAAGAUCGUGCGCGACACCGUCAAAUCGAUCGGGUACGACUCCUCCGAGAAGGGCUUCGAUUACGCCACUUGCAACGUUUUGGUUGCCAUAGAGCAGCAGAGUGAGGAAAUCGCUAAUGGGGUGCACGUCGAGAAACGCAUCGAGGAAAUCGGUGCGGGAGACCAGGGUCUCAUGUUUGGAUACGCCACCGACGAAACCGAGGAAUGCAUGCCGCUCACCGCGAUGCUCGCUCACAAACUGAAUCAGAAGCUUUCCGAAUUGCGACGCAACGGCACUUUCCCGUGGGCGAGACCCGAUACCAAAACUCAGGUGACUUGCGAGUACAAGUUCGAGAAAGGUCGAACGGUCCCGCUCCGAGUCCACACUGUGGUGGUAUCGACUCAGCAUUGUAGCUCGAUAUCCCUCGAAGAUCUACGGGAACAAGUUCUCGAAAAAGUCGUUAAGGUCGUGAUCCCCGCCAAUCUUCUGGACAACAAAGCCGUCGUGCACAUCAACCCUUGCGGGAGAUUUGUUCAGGGCGGACCGAUGGGAGAUGCGGGGCUGACGGGUAGGAAGAUCAUUGUGGACACCUACGGAGGAUGGGGAGCCCAUGGCGGAGGAGCGUUUUCCGGGAAAGAUCCGACGAAAGUCGAUCGAUCCGCCGCAUAUGCUGCUCGCUGGGUGGCGAAAUCCUUAGUCAAAGCAGGUGUGGUCAAGCGUUGUCUGGUACAAGUCUCGUACGCCAUCGGCAUCGCCGAGCCGCUUUCCAUCACCGUGCUCCCUUACGGCACUUCGAAGUACUCCCAGAAACAGCUCUUGCAAAUAAUUCAUGAGAACUUCGACCUCAGACCUGGAAUCAUCAUGCGAGACCUCAAGUUGACCAACCCGAUCUACCAGCAAACUUCGACCUAUGGACAUUUCGGUCGCGAAAACUUCCCUUGGGAAGUGCCGAAGAAACUCAUCCUGCCUUCAAAAACCAUCGAAAACGAUUUGUAGCAUGGAAUUUGUCUAUCUUCGGCGAAAUUUGACUCACCCGAUUUUGUGUAAGGACCAAAGUAUGUUCUACGUCCAUUUAUUAUGGGAGAAAUUGCGCAGUGGUCCCGCUGCGUCGAUCUGAGUUGCGAAUGGAAACCUGACUGCAGUAUCAUCAGAAUGUUGGUUUCGUACUAUUAAAAAUAUUUCAGUCUCCUUGACUCUCCGCUGCUCGAUCUUAUUCUUGGAGGCGCGAGUAGGAAGUUCCUGUGUCAUUCGGUUCGCGAUACCUUUGUCUCCAAAAUAGGGGCCUGCCGUUCUGAGAGCAAGGAAUGUCUGAUUCCUUAUAAGUAAAAACGCCAAUCAUUGCUCACGGACAGUGAUCAGGUUCGGUCGUUGCUGAUUAUACGGAGAGUCAUGGUGAUACUCGA
This is a messenger RNA of Galendromus occidentalis (western predatory mite), 1776 nucleotides long. RefSeq names its product S-adenosylmethionine synthase. The record is from RefSeq and is a predicted model, not a curated record. Bases 113 to 1369 code for a protein of 418 amino acids. NCBI's taxonomy places the organism in Eukaryota, Metazoa, Arthropoda, Arachnida, Mesostigmata, Phytoseiidae. Gene Ontology annotation, biological process: S-adenosylmethionine biosynthetic process. Gene Ontology annotation, molecular function: methionine adenosyltransferase activity; ATP binding. The transcript is spliced from 5 exons.